AUGCGGCAAAUGACGACCACUGCGUGCGCAGUGGCGGUUGUCCUGGCAUUGUUGGGCUGCGUGCUUCGUGUGCAUGCUGAUAUGAAUUACCACCCAGUGCGUCUGCACGGUCGUGGAUCGAAUAUGCAAAGCAAGUUUAUUGUACCAUCUAAGGUGAUCGAUGUCUCCUCAAUCAUAGAUAAGAAAGCAAACAAAAAGUGGAUGGAAGGCGAGAAGCAUGGGUCGCCAAAUGUGCCGGAUGGCGCCAUCCUGACAUCGCUGGAUGUUGGCGAUACGGGCACGCAGAUCCCGGCGUACUGGACAUCGAAGCCAGAGAACCACAAAGCUACGCACGCAUUUGUUAUGUUCCAUGGCCGUUUGCGCGAUGGUGAUCGCUACUGGUCUGUGAUGAAUCAUGCGUUAGAAAGCGCGCAGAAAGACAACUUCGAUGGCGUGCCUAAGCAUGCGAUCGUUGUGGCGCCGCAGUUUUACUCUCAUAAGCUCAACCUGGGCCAGUAUAAUGACUCGACGCUAGCAUGGGAUGACGUGAAUUCUUGGCAGUCAGGGAGUGUGGCUGUCCAUCCGCAUGGUACAGCAGUGUCGUCGGUGGAUGCUGUGGAUGCCAUUGUCGAUCAUUUCUCAGACUCGUCCAAAUAUCCGAAGAUGAAGAACCUCACGUUGGUGGGCCAUGGAGGUGGUGGUCAGUUGAUGAACCGUUACGCGACAGUCGGCAAGGAUGCGAGUCGCAAGGGUUUAUAUAUCCGCUACAUUGUGGGUGAUCCCAGUAGCUCUGCAUACUUCACACACCAUCGUCCUCUCAAUGACAAGAGCAUUGCCUCAAUCGAUGACUGUCCAAGCUACAACAAUUGGCGCUAUGGCUUUGACCACUUCCCCGGCACCUUGUCGAGCAACGAACAUCCCCGUGCGUACUAUAAGCGCUACAUCAACCGCGACGUGGUGAAUAUUGUUGGCUACAAAGAUGUAGCGCACAAUGGUGAUCAGAAGUGCAUGGCAUUGCUGCAAGGAGGCCACAAGCGUCGAGACCGAAACCUGAGCUGGUGGCGCUACAUCAACAUGAUUGGUGGCACGAAUGAGAAUCUGCACGGCUUCCCUGGCGAUUUUAGCGAUUUGCCUGACUGGUCAGACGACUCGAAUGGCAUCAUUAUGACGCGUCUGACCGUGGUGCCGGAUGCCUCCCACGAUGCUUCGGCCGUAUUUGGUGGUAAGCAUGGUCGUUCAGCCUUGUUCAGCCGCUACGAUGUUGAGAUGGGCUGGCGUCCUGAUGGAUGGUCAUACCAUGAGCCCAAGGCCAAGUACACCGAGCACUCGAAUUGGUCUAGUUCGUCUGGUUCGUCCGGUUCUUCAGGCUCGUCGAACAUGACCCACUCCAAUGCACAUGUCAGAAAGGACUCAAACAAGGAACAGGGCCCGAAUUCUGCAUCUGACUCUGGUUCCCAGCGUUCGGCUGGCGAUGGCCAGUUCUACGCGCGCAGUAGUGGAUCUCGUCCUCUGUGGAUCAUGCAACUCAUGGGCCCAAUGGUUAUCCUGCUUCCGCUUCUAGUCAUCUUGUAA
This is a messenger RNA of Malassezia globosa CBS 7966, 1551 nucleotides long. RefSeq lists its product as uncharacterized. The transcript has a single exon. The record is from RefSeq and is a predicted model, not a curated record. NCBI's taxonomy places the organism in Eukaryota, Fungi, Basidiomycota, Malasseziomycetes, Malasseziales, Malasseziaceae. The coding region runs from base 1 to 1551 and encodes 516 amino acids.